UCUAAACUCUUACAAGUACUUCCCAAGCUGGCACAGUCCUCCCGAAGCCCCGCCCCGUGGUUUUAGCACCGCGGUUUGCGCAUGCCCAGUGCGCGCCGCAAGCUCCCGCCGGGCGCCCGUUCCGCCUUGGUUCCCCGUGGCCCCGGCGCGCGGCGUGCGUCUGGCUUCCUCCCCCAUCGGGCCCCGCCCGGUCGUUUGCGGGCGCGCGCACCUUCCCAGGCGGGCGGGCGGGCCUCAGGGUCGAGAGGCUCCCGAGCGAGCGUCGAUUGGCUGAUGUGGUGGCCACGCGUCGGGCCUCUGAAACUCAGGGCGAGCGCCCAGAGUCGGCUCGCCAGGCAGUGCCAGGCGCAUCUCAGGUAAACAGCUAAUCCAAAAGUAAAUGAGGAACUUAGAAAAAGAUUGCCAACUCCAGAUCAACAUAUUUAGAGAAAAUUGGAAAAGGAGAAGCUUACGACAGCUUUAUUUGAGGACUUUUUAAAGAACGCAGAAUUCUAGCUGUGAGCUUCAAAUCUUGGAGCAAAAACCAGAGACAUUGCCAGAGCAAACAAGAAUAGAAGUACAAAUGGAGGACUGGUCAAAAGAGAUAGCCCAUAGUUACCUUGAACAAGAGACUACAGGGAGAAAUAAAAGUACAGAGCCAGAUGAGCAACCAACUGUGAAUUCUAAGGAAAGCAUGCAUCAGAAAUCCAGUGAAUUGGUUAAUGAAGCCACCUAUGAGGACACAGAACUGCCAGGGCAGAGAUCAAGGAAUUUUCCUUAUCCAGGUGAUGAGACAGCUGACUGCACUAUUGAAAAAUCCAACAUUAUGGAACAUAGAGAUCAUGAUUUGCAUUGUGAGUGUACGAUCCCUUGUCAAGUUACUUCAGACUUAGAUAAAGAGAAGACAAUAGCAUUUCUUCUAAAAGAAUUGGACAUUCUCAGAGCAAGCAAUAAAAAGCUUCAAGAAAAACUGACUAAAGAAGAUAAGGAACAUAGAAAACUAAAGCUUAGCCUGGAACUCCAGGAGAAAGCAACAGAAGCUCAUAUUGCUGAGAAGACAGCAGCUCUGGUUGAAGAAGUGUAUUUUGCACAGAGGGAACGUGAUGAAGCUAUUAUGUCUCGACUACAGUUAGCCAAUGAGGAGAGAGAUGAAGCAAUUGCACGAGUGAAGCAUAUGGAAAUGUCUCUAAAAGUGCUAGAAAAUAUUAACCCUGAAGAAAAUGACAUGACAUUACAGGAAUUACUGAACAGAAUAAACAAUGCAGACACAGGGAUAGCUAUUCAGAAGAAUGGAGCUGUAAUUGUGGAUAGAAUCUACAAGACCAAGGAAUGUAAAAAGAGAAUAACAGCAGAAGAAAUGAAUGCAGUGAUAGAAGAACGGGAUGCUGCUUUGUCUCAGUGCAAACGGCUAGAGCAGGAGCUUCAUCAUCUGAAAGAGCAGAACCAGACUUCAGCAAACAACAUGAGACAUCUGACUGCUGAAAACAAUCAAGAACGUGCUCUGAAGGCAAAGUUGUUAGCUAUGCAAGAAGCCAGAGAAACUGCAAUUCAACAGUACAAAAGACUAGAGGAAGAAAUAGAAACACUUCGUGUUUACUACAGCUUACAUAAAUCUUUAUCCCAAGAAGAAAGUCUGAAGGAUCAGUUUAACCAUACCCUUGGUACUUAUGAAGAAGCUUUAAAAAAUAGAGAAAACAUUGUUUCCAUCACUCAACAGCAGAAUGAGGAACUGGCUAUCCAACUGCAGCAAGCUCUGACAGAUCGAGCAAACAUGGAAUUAGAGCUUCAGCAUGCCAUGGAGGCCUCCCAAGCGGCCAAUGACAAAGUUCAGAAGCUGGAAAGGCUGGUGGACGUCCUGAGGAAGAAGGUUGGAACAGGGACCAUGAGGACAGUGAUCUGACUGAAAAAAAACGACAGUCUGGGGAAGCAAUCACAUCUGGUGACCAGGCUGCUUCAUUCAACACUGUGUAAACACUAAAGCCUUAACUUAGCAAACAGUUGUUAGAAGUGGGACACUCCAACCACAUUCCAAGCUGAGAUAAAAUCAGAUCACAAAUGUUUAACCACUUUGCUGCUGACUUAUUUAUCCAAAUGUAUUAACUACAGACUUUUACCAAUGAGUAGCUAUAAAGUUGUAGCUUAUUUUGUAACUAUUUUAUAUCACUCUAUUUGAUAUAAAUCUUUUUACUGAGAGGCCAUUAUAGGUCAUAUCUUCACAUAUGGCCCUUUCUGAAUCAAAAUGCAGCAAAGUAAAUAUUGUCUAAACCUUAAUCCAUUGUGUUAGGUCAGAACUUCAAAUACGUGCAUUUUUCAAUAUAGAGUUUAUUUCUUAACUGAUGAGAGCAGCCCAGACAUGAGAAUGUAUAGUCUUCCUCCAAUGCAUACACAUGAUCUUUGUUAAUAUUAAAUAAUAUUAAAUAUAAAUACCAAGAAUUAAAUGUAUAAUUUGCUCCAAUAGUUUGGUACAUUAAAAUUACAUUAAUCAAGGAAUGAUUUUUGUUUCACUACAAAUAAUACAAACUGUUUUCAAUAAAAAAGAGGAUAUUGUUCAUGUGUA
This is a messenger RNA of Panthera uncia (snow leopard), 2536 nucleotides long. It is a transcript of the gene MIPOL1, whose product is annotated as mirror-image polydactyly 1. Bases 563 to 1879 code for a protein of 438 amino acids. Lineage: Eukaryota; Metazoa; Chordata; Mammalia; Carnivora; Felidae. The record is from RefSeq and is a predicted model, not a curated record. The transcript has 13 exons.